This is a messenger RNA of Heterobilharzia americana, 1012 nucleotides long. NCBI's taxonomy places the organism in Eukaryota, Metazoa, Platyhelminthes, Trematoda, Strigeidida, Schistosomatidae. The record is from the annotation of a GenBank genome assembly.
UGACACGUGAGGAUUCAUUCAUCAGGUCUGCACUAAUUUGAAAAUAUAUCUAAAUGUCUCUUCACUUCUUCUUGUUUAAACAAACAGUCAGAAGUCACAUUAUUAUGAGGAGAAGGGUGGAAUUCUUCGCAAUCUUUCUAUAUUUUCUAGUGAAUAUCAUAAACAAAUACAACUGUCUACGAUACCAAUGUUAUGAUUGUCAAUCUUGUCGUGAUAUAAAUGAUGCGACACCGGUGAAGAACAACUGCUUGGCGUGUUCAACCUUUGGAACCGCCGAUAAAGUCUCCCGAUCUUGCUUUAGUAAAUUCUCGGUGCAAUUCCCAAUAUACAAGCCAUUCAAACUGUCAGUAUGUUAUAAAAAUCUAUGCAAUAGUGUAAACUACUCACAAAUUAUUUCAACACCGAAACCUAACGAUACAAGAUUGCGAGAUAAUGAAUUGGGGUGGACAAUAAGGGAUGCGAUCAGGUGUCAUAUUUGUUCAGACUGCACAAAUAGCAUUGGAAGAAUUGAGUCUGGUUGUGGAGCGUGUGGGAUCAAAAGAAAUGAAUAUUCCACCGACAAAUAUUGUCUGACUAGCUGUGACGAAAUCGUAGAAGGAUCUGUGGUGUCGUGCUGCACAACCGAUCUGUGUAAUGCAAUGAUGAAACUGAACAUUCACACAAAGACUAUCAUAUUUCUCUUAGUAUUCGUGAGAGCUACUGCCUAUAUUCUAUGGUGAAGCAAAGAACCAAAGGAUACUGUCCCAUUGAACUCGUGUUUAGUACUAUCUCAUGACUUGUAUCACAGUAUAACCUCAGAUAAGUGUUUAACCUUCUAAUGUUUCCCUCAUCCAUUUGUGGUCUUUGUGUGUAGGUGACUUCUUUCAAACUGAAUAUUUUCACUUCUAAGAUUAGCCGAUAUUUUACUUUCUCAACAAUUUUAAAGUUGAUGCCAAUGCUAACUUAUACAUUAUCGUUACGUAAUAUGAUUGAAAUAUCAUUCAAAAAAGUGACUGAAUUGGAGCAUGCUCAA